UCGUCUAUCAUUUUGAGAAUUUUGCUCAGAUAUUGUGUUCAUUACAUUCGAUGAUUUGUUUGUGUAUUGUGUAGCAGACCAUUGUUGUGAGAGAGAAAAAAAAACGAUGAAAAAAUUACCAACUGAUACUGAUGUGAAUAUCGAAUUAUUUCAAGAUGAUUUCAAAGAUAUUGAUCACAAAUUUAUUGGAAACAUUGUUUCCAUUUUUAAAAUAACCAAUGAAAAUUGGAAGAAAAUUGGUUUUCUAUGCAUCACUAACAAUGCAACUUAUGCUUAUGGUGAAGAAAUAUGCAGAUGGUUAUCGUUAAAACAUGAUCCCAAACGACCACAACAAAUUGGCAUUUUGAAUGACAAGAAAAUUAUUCAAAUCGAUUCGGGCAAUGAAUUUGUUGUCGUUCUAACUGAUGAUGGAUUAGUCUAUAUAGCCAGUAGUGAGACAAGAUGGCAAACGAACAAUACUUUUCGAUUGAUUUCCACCGGUAAUGAUCGUUUUGAAAUGAUAGCAUGUGGACAAUUUCAUUUGUUAUUGUUACGACAAGAUGGUACUGUUUUAGCUAUGGGAUGUAAUUCUAAAGGUCAAUUAACAGGAAAUUCAGAUUCAUCGUACAAGAUUUUCGUAAAAACCGGUUUGAAAAAUGUUAAAAUAAUAGCUUGUGGAUUUGGCCAUUGUUUUGCUUUAACGAAUAAAAAUAAACUUUAUUCAUGGGGUUGGAAUUGUAGUGUGUCAUGA
Messenger RNA from Dermatophagoides pteronyssinus (European house dust mite), 730 nucleotides. Its product is annotated as RCC1 and BTB domain-containing protein 2-like. The record is from RefSeq and is a predicted model, not a curated record. Gene Ontology annotation, molecular function: protein binding. Lineage: Eukaryota; Metazoa; Arthropoda; Arachnida; Sarcoptiformes; Pyroglyphidae.